UGGACCUUAUAAUAUUGAACAACUACAUUAUUUAAUGUAGAAUCAUAAUCAAUUGCAGAAUACAGCUACAGUAGCAUUAUUUUAUGGUUAUAUAAUGGAGCCUCGAGAGAGAACGAAUCUGAAACUUCCAACCUUUUCGUUGUCUUCUUCUCUGCGUAAUCUCUUUCUCCUUCUUCGUCGUCGUCUGGUUUUCCGGCGAAAACGUAACCAACACUCACUACGCAAAAAUGGGUACUGGUUGGAGACGGGCCUUCUGCACCACCGCACCGAGAAACAGCGACGCCGCAGCGCAGCCGGAACCCGACACCCGACACGGCGGCUACUCUGUCAGCCCGAGUCCUAGCCCUAGGAGCUGCGUCAAACUCGCCUUCCUCUCCGGGGGAAGUAACCCCUCGACGCCGCGUCCGGUUUCAAGCCCUAGCCUCCGAUGUCGGACGGCUGACGGUGAGGCUCUGGCGGCGGAGGAAAACCUAGAGCCGCUGCUUCACUGCAAAACCACCACACCCAGAUCGGCGGCGAAGAGCUCGAACCCGUCGUCGCCUCGUUCGCCAUUGAAGCUCUCUCUGUUCCGGAACAGCUUCAAAUUCAGAAGUAGUUGCGGGAUUUGCUUGAACAGUGUGAAGACAGGGCAAGGUACGGCGAUUUACACGGCGGAGUGUUCGCACGCGUUUCAUUUUCCUUGCAUCUCCGACUAUGUUCGUAAGAACGGCAAGCUUGUUUGCCCAGUCUGUAACGCUGUUUGGAAAGACGCUUCUCUCCUCGCUGCCCAUCAGAAUUGCGAAAAUGCCACUGAUCUUCCUCCCGCGAACGACGCCGUCUCCGUGAAGACCCUCUCGACGAAGAGGACGGAGAUUCAAGAGAAGCGCGUUGACGGUUUCUCUCCAAGAUCGAAGCUGUCGGUUUCUAGAUUCUACGACGAUGACGAGCCGUUGAUCUCGCCUCGGUUCGUUCCCAUACCGGAGGCCGAUGAGAACGCCGGAGAGGAAGACAGUGAUGUCGCUGAGUUCAAGGGAUUCGUGGUGGAUCCCAAACCAUCUUCGUCCGCCGUCAAGUUCGACGAGGCUCCGAUCAACGGCCGUGAUUUUGGGAACGUACAGGUGAGGCUGUUGCCGGAAUCCGCCGUCGUCUCCGUUGGUUGUGGCUACGAGACCCACGCGGUCGCUCUGCAGGUGAAAGCACCGCCUUCAACGGCGAGACGCGGCGGUGGCAAUGCCGCGGCGCUUCUCGAUCCGUCUCACCGUGCGCAGGUAGAUCUCGUGGCGGUGCUCGACGUCGGUGUUAAUAUCGAUGCUGCGAAGCUCCAAAUGGUGAAACGAGCGAUGAGGCUGGUGAUAUCAUCGCUUGGCUCCGCCGAUCGGCUCUCCAUCAUCGCUGUCAAGAGGCUUCUCCCACUGAAGAGGAUGACAGAGCAAGGCAAACGCGCCGCGAGGCGCGUGAUCGAUACGCUCCUCUCCGGCGCGGGUGGCGGCCAUGGCUCCAACGCCGGCGACGCGUUGAAGAAAGCGACGAGAGUGCUCGAGGACCGGAGAGAGAGAAACCCAAUCGCGAGCAUCGUACACUUCUCAUCAACCAACGGUCAGGAUUCCACUAGAGCCCAUCCCAACAACCAACGAUCUGGAUACUGCCACGUGGCAUCCAACCGGUUCGCAUACAUUCAAAUCCCGGUUCACGGCCACGACCCGGCCGAAGAAGCGUUUACGAAAUGCGUCGGCGGUUUACUCAGCGUCGUGGUUCAGGACCUCCGGAUUCAAAUACGGGUCGCAUCCGGAUCCUCUCCAUGCGAAAUCUCAGCCGUUUAUCUCUGCAACGAACGGCCCACAUUGGUCAGCUCCGGGUCCGGAUCGGUCCGUCUCGGCGACCUCUAUGCCGACGAGGAGCGAGAGCUUCUCGUUGAGCUCCGAAUCCCGGCGGAGACGGCGGCGAGUGGGUCCCCCGCGCUCUCCUUGCGGGGGCUCUACAAGGACCCGUCGAAUCAAGAGGUCGUUUACGGUCGGGAUCGGAGUCUCCGAGUCCCUCAGGCCGUACGAUCGUCGUCGCCGAGGAUCCAACGGCUGAGGAACCUCUUCGUGGCUACGCGCGCGGUUGCAGAGUCGCGGAGGCUCGUGGAGCACGGCGAGUUCACCAGCGCGCACCACCUGCUCACGUCGGCGCGUGCGCUUCUCUCGCAGUCAGUUGCGGCGGCGCGUGGGGAGAUGGAGGAGUAUGUGAGGGCGGUGGAGACGGAGCUCGUGGAGGUGCAGGGGCGGAGGCAGCAGCUGAUGGAGUAUCAGCACCAUCAGAUCCCACGGCGGAGGGAGACGCCGGCAGCGAUGACGGACGAGAACGGCGAGGCACUGACGCCGGCGUCGGCGUGGAGGGCAGCUGAGAAGCUAGCGAAGGUGGCGAUGAUGAAGAAGUCGUCGAGCAGCGACUUGCACGGCUUCGAAAACGCUAGAUUUUAAUAUUUUAAAAAAAUUUGGAUAAAUAAUAUAUAAAUAAAUACUCUUUUUAAAAAAACGAAAUUCUGUAAUUUUUGGAUUGUUAUUAUUAUAUUAAAAAGGUGAUUAGAAGCAGACGGCGGGGAACUUUG
Messenger RNA from Tarenaya hassleriana, 2569 nucleotides. RefSeq lists its product as uncharacterized. The coding region runs from base 228 to 2441 and encodes 737 amino acids. The transcript is spliced from 2 exons. NCBI's taxonomy places the organism in Eukaryota, Viridiplantae, Streptophyta, Magnoliopsida, Brassicales, Cleomaceae. The record is from RefSeq and is a predicted model, not a curated record.